UCAGGAUGUUUUUCUAUUAAAAAGGUAUAUUUCACCCAACAAAAUGACUCACCUUUAAGCCAUCCUAGGUGUAUAUGAUGUUCUUCUUUUAGACAAAUGCAGUAAUGGCAGUGAAUGGUGGUUGAAGCAAAAUAAAGUGCAUCGAUCCAUCAUAAAAAUAUGUACUCCAUGUGGCUCCAGGAAUCAUGAAUCGCCAUUGAAUUGCGGUUUAUAAAAUGUUAAAUAUGGAAAUCUUUCUUACACAAAUGUGUCGCUUCACACCCCAAUUCACUGCCAUAAUAAUUUUAUUUUUUACAUAACUCUGAUUGUAUUUAUCUAAAAGAAGAAAGUCAUAUACACAGCUUAAGGGUGAGUAAAUCAUGGAGUAAUUAUAAUUUUUGGGUGAACUUUCCCUUUUACUUUGCCACAGAUAUUACUGGUCUGCCAUAGGGGGCAUAUCUCCCGUAAUAUUCAUGCUAGUAUUGCAAAUAUGUUUUUGUCAUUUCUGAUUCUGAUUUUAGUGGGGACCAACUACAAACUGGAAAGGAUAAUAUUUUCAUAUUAAUUUUAAAAUGCUGGUUUGGGAAAACGCUUAAAAAUAUAAUUAACAAUUAUGCCUUGCACACUACUGAAUUAACUUUCUAAAUGUAAAUAUAGCAACUGUGUUUUUCCUGUUAAAUAUAAUGUAUCAGUCAUUGCAGUAAGUCACUGGGAUACAAACAGUUCCCCGAGAAUCAAAGUAUUAUAUAAAGCAGGAACUGUAGAUUAUGAAACAUAGGGUACAGUUAGACUUUACACUGUUCAUUUUACAUUUUAUAUGCACAAAAAAAAAAAACACAUAUAUGUCAUAAUAGCAACAGUCAGUGUCCCAUUUAUAUUGUCAUGGAUAUUGUCACUUCCGCUUCUGAGUAUUUGUAAACGACCUUAUGAAAAUGACAAAUUUGUUAUUUAACACAGUGUUGUGUUGCGUAAGUUUAUCUGUGCUGAUCACUACACUAUCGAGCGCAAAGUGAGAGGCGGUGCUUUACAUCCACAGUGAGGAGCAGAGAUCCAUCAGAGGCUCAAUCAAAUCCACCUCACCAUGAUCUGUCGGAAUGCACCCAGAUCAGUCAUGGGCAUACUGGUCUUAUCAGAAGGAAUAACGAGAAAACCUGAAUUCACCGCAAUGACUUCUGGGAGAAAGUUUUGCUUGGAGUUGAUUUUUGAUGUAUAAGGUAAGUUUGGAGCGUUGAAAUGAGGAUUUACCUUCAUGAAGGAGAUAGACCCCAAUCGCUCUUACUUUACGCGUGAAAGCGCACGGCAUGAAGAACGCGCGCCAAAACUUCUCGCAAACUUCACUGACAAGGUCGCUAACACGUGAGAGUUCAUCAACACCAAUGCAUUUCCAUGUGGAUAAGCCGCUCGUGGGCCUGAUUGUACACUGAUGCCAGGAUGAAGGUGUGUAACCGUGGAGUGCAGAUGCUCCUCACCACGGCGGGGGCUUUCGCAGCCUUCAGCCUGAUGACCAUCGCAGUCGGCACCGACUACUGGCUGUACUCGCGUGGAGUCUGCAGGACCAAAAGCGUCAACGACAAUGACACCAACCGAAAGAAUGAAGAGGUUCUCACGCACUCGGGGCUCUGGAGACAGUGCUGCAUGGAAGGCAUAUUUAAAGGGGUUUGUAAGAACAUUGAUCAUUUUCUAGAGGAUGCAGAAUAUGAACAAGAUGCUGCAGAGUAUCUCCUGCGUGCUGUGCGCGCCUCUAGUCUUUUCCCUAUAAUGAGUGUGGGACUGCUGUUCGUUGGUGGAGUGUGUGUAGCCGCCAGUGAGUUCUACAAAAGCCGACACAACGUCAUCCUGUGUGCAGGCAUCUUUUUUGUCUCAGCUGGUCUCAGCAACAUCAUUGGCAUUAUAGUGUACAUCUCAUCCAACGCUGGCGACCCCAACCAGAGCGAAUCCAAGCGCAGUCACUGGUACGGUUGGAGCUUCUACUGCGGCGCUCUUUCCUUCAUCAUAGCGGAGACUGUAGGCGUCCUGACCGUGCACCUGUUCAUUGAUACACACCGUGUGUUGAGAGCGCGCUCACAACGAUCACUCCAAAGCAGCACACAUUCCCUGCAGCAUCGGCGCUCGACCAGCUACCGUUCCCGCUACCGCUGGAGGCAGGGUCAAAGCCGCUCGUCAGACACCCGGUCUCGCGAACCUUCUCCGGCCCGUCACGGAAACGACCUCGGGCUUUAUACUCUGGGACGCGGACCACCAACAGCUACGCACGCGCUCGCGCACAACUCCAUAGGCUCUGGCCAUGGUUUUGCACAUUUUCAUAACGCCGUCAUCACUAAUAACAACUUUGCAAAUCCUCAUGUUUUCACCACGCAGAACUCGGUGAAGUCGGAAAGAGAGCUUCCGCGCAUACAGAACUCGUUGCGCACCGAGAAAAGUUUUGUGUUUGCAAAGGCACAUGGACAAAAUUCAGUCAAACCGGAAAAUGGAGUCGUGCCGUCGCAGAAUUAUAAAUUAAAUUUAGUAAAUCCUAGUAAAAGCCCAGUGCAUGAGCAGAGUUCUGGGAAUGAGAAUUCACAUGUGCAAAACGAUGUAAAAGAGUCCUCAUAUAUAUCUCAAAGUGGAACUGUGACAAGAAAAACAACUCCGGUGUAAAACAAAGACAGGUCUGAGUGAAGAUUAUAUCUGCUAAAGAAGUAAAUGGAAACAAGAAAAGACUUCCCGCUUCUGAGAACUGGGAAAUAUGAAAUUGGUUCAUCCGUCAUUUCUAGAUCCAUAUGAGAAGAAUUGUGAGUGGGGGGAGUAAAUAAACAGUGUGUUAAUUCACACUCAACACCCACGAAGACACCGAACCCCCUAUGGCUCUCUUGGCCUUGCAGCAAACAUGGCUGCCAGUGCCCACUGCCCCGGGUGUGUAUCCACAGUGUGUGUGUGUGUGUGUGGGUGUGUUCACUACUCACUGCUGUGUGUGUGUGCACUUGGAUGGUUUAAAUGCAAAGCACAAAUUCCAAGUAUGGGUUUCCAUACUUGGCCUUCACGUCAUGUCACUUUCAUCAGCAAAUAAGUUAAUUCCAGACAGUACUAAAACUUUUUUUUUUUAUGGUGUGAUAUAUGAUUUUGGCUCAUUGUGUUCCUUUCCUUUUGUGAAAGCAAAUACAUACAAACUAGUAUUGUUAAGCUUUCAAUGUGUGCCAAUAUAUGGUAACAAUUAUUGCAAGUUAUUAUUUACCUCAAAAGAGAAAUUGUCAUGGUUCUAUUGUAGCAAUUUGCAUUUAGUCCUUACUGUACAUUUUAUGUGCUCUAUUGGAUGUGGUGAUUUAAUAAAUAAUCUUAAUAAAAAUUAACUGACAAAACAA
This is a messenger RNA of Carassius gibelio (silver crucian carp), 3317 nucleotides long. Its product is annotated as voltage-dependent calcium channel gamma-3 subunit-like. The transcript is spliced from 4 exons. Lineage: Eukaryota; Metazoa; Chordata; Actinopteri; Cypriniformes; Cyprinidae. Gene Ontology annotation, biological process: transmission of nerve impulse; neurotransmitter receptor transport, postsynaptic endosome to lysosome; calcium ion transport. Gene Ontology annotation, cellular component: postsynaptic density membrane; AMPA glutamate receptor complex. The coding region runs from base 1411 to 2616 and encodes 401 amino acids. Gene Ontology annotation, molecular function: channel regulator activity; voltage-gated calcium channel activity. The record is from RefSeq and is a predicted model, not a curated record.